AUGCAUUCGAAUUUCGCUCGACACGUCAUCGGAUGUGCAGUUCGAGCUCGAGAGGAGAAUAUAAUUUUCGACGCUCGGGACGUGAAGAAGUUGUACUCGGUUAAGCACAAUACCAGAUUCCCGUGGUCAUUCUAUACCUCGCCGCGGAUGAACCGUCGUGUCCUGACGAACACUCCGAUCAAAGAUUCAAGUUGGAACGACGAGUCAUUCUUUUUCAAAGUCAAUCGAGCUUCCAUUGGGGAGUUUGAUUUCGAGAGACUUCCAAAAGAAUGGGCCACUAGCCUAGUUUGCGAGUCAGUGCCGAAUAACUCGUCGAUCGAAUAUCUGGUGGCUAGACUCGGGAGAGAGAAGACCAAUUGGAAUUUGUUCACGACAUAA
This is a messenger RNA of Microthlaspi erraticum, 378 nucleotides long. Lineage: Eukaryota; Viridiplantae; Streptophyta; Magnoliopsida; Brassicales; Brassicaceae. The record is from the annotation of a GenBank genome assembly.